Molecule: messenger RNA, 3055 nt
Organism: Chrysoperla carnea
Lineage: Eukaryota; Metazoa; Arthropoda; Insecta; Neuroptera; Chrysopidae
Exons: 10
Coding region: 164-2950 (928 amino acids)
Biological process (GO): nuclear envelope organization
Cellular component (GO): meiotic nuclear membrane microtubule tethering complex; nuclear envelope
Molecular function (GO): protein-membrane adaptor activity
Source: RefSeq, a predicted model, not a curated record
GGCAGGCAAUACCAGUUGUGUUUUUAAAAAACUAUUGUGAAUUAAAUGCAAUCUAAAAUUUUUUAAUUUUUUUUUCAUUAUUUAUUUUUAAUAUUAAUCGUUGUUCAUGUUUGUUUUUUUUCUGUUAAUUUAAAUGUUUUUAAGAAAAUAUUCUAGCUAAAAAAUGGAAUCACAAAAUAGUUUACGUCGAAUAACAAGACGUUAUAACGUGUCUUCGACGGGGAAAUCACCAGUUUCAAUUUCACAAAAUGAACAUGAUUCGGAAAAUGAAACAGAAAUUCUGUCUUCGUCGUAUUCUGAAGAUGUAUUUACUAAUUCACGCGUAACUACUUCAUCUUUAAAGCAAAGGAAAAGUAAAAAUUUACGGCAUAAUACAUCUGACUACAGUUCAGAGGAAAAUGAAGAAUCUAGUUUUGAUAAACGGCAUAGUUCGAAUCGAAAUGGAAAUGUUGCUCGCUCUGCUGAGGAUUUAUCAAAUCAUAAACCCUAUAAAUUAUAUAAAGAGGCUGGCGAAUAUUGGAAUAAAUAUCCCAAAACUGAUUACACAUAUUCGAGGUAUUCUCCGCAUCGCAGAGAAUUAGAACCCGGCGCCAUCAUAAUGCCAAAUAUGUCUCGACGUUCCAUCCACAGUGAAGAAAGAACUCUUUCUGAUUCGAAAAAUAAUUACGUAUUGGAAAGAACACAUUUAUCACGAAAUUAUUAUACAAAUUCAGAUUUACCGAAACGUCGCUUGGAAGAAUUUUGGGGGAAAGAUGAGGUUGAUUAUAAAAUUAAUGAAACAUUAAUUCAAAAAAUUUUGCGAAUAACUCGCAUUACAUUAAUUUAUACCGUGUUAACGAACUAUUUCCAUUCAGUAACAAGUAGAAAAUUAUCUGGCAGAUCUUAUAUUAGAAAUUAUAGAGCAGAACAAAAAUGGUAUCAAAAAAUUUGGACUUUCAUAAGUUCAAGUUUUGCAAAAAUUGGAUCAGCUUAUUAUACCUUACUUGGAUCUGUAUUGUUACUUGAUAGCUGGAUACUGAGACGAGAAAAUCGCACAACACUAUCAACUGAAGCAUCAGAAACAACACAAAACCUUGUAAAUCAAGUAUCCGAAGAUCGUUGGAAAAUAUUACGAAGAAUUGGUUAUGGUUCUUUAAUUUUAUUGUUAUUAUUACUGGGAAUUAAUUAUGGUACAAAUGUUGACUUAAACGAAUAUAUUCCAGAAUUACCUGAUUUACCUAAAUUACCUGAAUUACCUGAACUUCCAUCAAUAUCCAUACCAGAACCUGUUUCUGAAUAUGUUCAAUCAUCACAAGAUAAAUUUAUGGAAGCAUUUGAAUAUACUAAAUUGGCAACAAGUGAAAGUUACAAUGAAUUAUAUAAUUUCUUUUUAAGUGAAUAUUUAAGUUUAAAUAAAGAGGAGCCACAAUCGAGUAAUGUUGAGCAAUCAGAUACACAAUCUGUACAAUCAGAUGAUAUAUUACAACCACAAUCGGAAGAUCCAUUACUUGAUGAUAAUAAUGCUAUCAAUGAUAAUUUUGAUCCAUUUAAUGAUGAAAAUAUUGAACUUUGUUGGCUUUAUUUAUGGGAUAAUUCUUCAUACAAAAUUCAAGAAUCUAUUACAUCUCCAAUUAUUUCUGGAUUAGAAACCAGUAUUAGCUAUAUUAAAUCUGGAUUAUUUCAAGUUUUGGGAAUAAUAUUUUGGCCUUUGACGUCGAUUUAUGAUUAUGCAGUGAAUACAUUUAACUUUAUAUCAGAAAAUUAUUUAUCAUCACCGAAAUCACAAUUCGAAUACAUUCUUGAAUGUAUGGCAUGGCCUUUUCAGUUAGGCUAUGAAUAUUUAACUUUAGGAUUUUCAAAAAUUUACGAAUGUUUAUUAUUGCCUUUGAAAUUUAUUUCCACAUCAUCUUCAUCGGUUUAUGAAAAUUUCACGAAUGGAUUUACAGCAAUUAUUUCUGGAAUUGCUUCAUGCUAUGAAUAUGUUAAAUUUGGAAGUGGAAAAGUAUCUGAAAACAUUUAUUGGCUUUUCACCACAACGUAUCAGUCAUUGGGAAAUUUCUUAUUUGAAGGAUUGAGUUCACUAUUGUCAAUCAUAUAUUCAAUACCGGGAUUCUUAUAUUUACCAAUUGGUUAUUUCAAAAAUUUAUUUGCAAGUGAUCCAAUCAAAAUUUCGGAGAAAAAAAUUAUAAUUCAAGACACGCCUAAACAAGUAUUACCAGAAAAAGUUAUUACAUUACCGCCAAUUAUUCAAGAGAAAUAUGAGAUAAAUAAUUAUAUUCAUGCAGAAAUACAAAAAAUUUAUCAACAAACGCAGCAAGAAAAAGUUGUUCACACGAAAGUGGCUAUUGAUGACGAUGAAUUAAAUGCUAUUAAAUUUGAAAUAAAACAAUUAAAAGGUGGUUUAAAUAAAUUAAAUGCUGAUAAAACUGGUAUGCCAGAUUUUGCUUUGGAACCUUCAGGGGGUCAAGUAAUAUCUACACGCUGUACUGAAAGUUACAAUGCAAAAACAGCUGUAAUUAGUGUAUUUGGAAUUCCAUUAUGGUAUCCAAGCAAUACACCACGAGUUGUUAUUAAUCAAGGUGUUGUUCCCGGUGAAUGUUGGGCUUUUCAAGGUUUUCCAGGCUUUUUAGUUAUAAAAUUAUCAACAAGAGUUCAUAUUCAUACAUUUUCACUAGAACAUAUCCCAAAAGAAAUAUCACCAACAGGUCAUAUUGAUUCUGCACCACAAAAUUUUUCUGUCUGGGGUUUGGUAAAUGAAACCGAACGUAAUCCGUUGAAAUUAGGACAAUAUACUUAUGACGCCAAUGGAGAUUCGUUACAAUAUUUUUCUGUUCAAGCAGAGGAUCCAAUUCCAGCAUUUGAAAUGAUUGAGUUACGUAUUGAAUCGAAUCAUGGCAAUAUUAAAUUUACGUGCUUGUAUAGAUUUAGGGUGCAUGGCUCAAUUGCAAAUGAUACUCCACCACCACCUUGAAAAUAAAUAAUCACUGGGAUAAUUAUUAUUACCAAUGCAGCAAUAUAUCACUAUGUAAAUGUACAAAUUAAAUUAAGGUCUUAAAAAUGUGGUUUCUAUUUUUCU